Molecule: messenger RNA, 7964 nt
Organism: Coregonus sp. 'balchen'
Lineage: Eukaryota; Metazoa; Chordata; Actinopteri; Salmoniformes; Salmonidae
Source: the annotation of a GenBank genome assembly
GUGUAAGAUGCACAUUUCUUACUGGCUUAACAAAAAUAGAUGGCUAACCAAACAACUGGAGAACAUAUGCUUGAAAUUGCAAGGUAUUUUAAUGUAUGUAAGCCAACCUGUGCUCUGUGCCAAGUUAUUUGUUAGGUAACGACAGUGCUCUCUCUGUAGGUGAGGUUUUGAUUGGCUGAGGUUUGAGAAGCAAGACCUCACGAAUCAGACCACAUGGAGGUCAAAGGGCGCCUCAUCACAUCCAUGGGUGUGGGGGCUCCAGGUGAGUUUUACACCUCCACAAAGAGAUUUUGGGGUAUUUAGUAAUCUCGCAUGAACAGACGCAUGUAAGAUAGGAUGGUAUCAUAGCGUCUGUCAACAAACAGACUGUGGGAUGUGACGACUAACAAGGAAAUUUGUUCCGUUGUACAGAUUUUUUCAUCACUGAUUUGGACAAUUCCCGAUUUCGCAGGUGUUUGCAUCUUUCGAAUUUCGGAAGGGGAUAGGACAUUUGGCCCAUAGACUUGCCCGAAACUUGCAGAGAAAGGGGGGUGGAGCUACCACCCUGCUUCCGCUCCUCGUUGUAGUAUAUUUUCUAACUAUCAGACAUGUUUUUGAGUUAUGUACCCAGUAGGUCCCUCAGGUCCUCUGGCACUGGCCUUUUAACUAUCCCAAAGCCUAGGACCAAGAGGCAUGGAGAGGCAGCUUUUAGUUACUAUGCACCCAGCAUCCGGAAAAGCCUGCCAGAGAACCUGAGGGGGGCUGAAACUGUGGACAUAUUUAAAAGAGAUCUUAAAACACCUUUUUGGCUUUGCUUUUUUAGUAUUUCAGUUUUUAUUGUUAUUAUUUUGUUUUUCUAUCCUCUUAUGUUUGUUGUUCAGUAAUUAUUUCUGUUUUUAUUUUCGUUGUUGUUGUUUUGGGGGGGGGGGGGGGGGGGGUUGAAAUGUGCUGUAUAAAUAAAGCUUGAUUUGAACACAUCUGCCCCCAGAACUUAAUUGAGCAUCUGGCACAAGUACGCAAUAUUUUAGUUCUGGGUUUCUGAUAUUAGGUACUUAGUAACACCAUUGCUAUUACAUAGUAAUUGUAUACUUGUUGUCUUAACUGAAUAUGUUGAUGUGUUUGUUGGUGUAUAGAUCAGGACAGCAAGCUGCAAGCUGAGCGCAUCUCCGCACUGCAGGAGAGAAAGCAACUCCUGGAGGAUAUCCUCAGCAGCCGAGUGGGAGAGCUGAGACAAGUGUGUCUGCUGGAGGCGGUCAGUUCCUCUCUCCUACCUCUUACCUAUUGUAGGGCUCAGGUCAGUUCCUCUCUCCUACCUCUUACCUAUUGUAGGGCUCAGGUCAGUUCCUCUCUCCUACCUUUUAACUAUUGUAGGGCUCAGGUCAGUUCCUCUCUCCUACCUUUUAACUAUUGUAGGGCUCAGGUCAGCUCCUCUCUCCUAUCUCUUACCUAUUGUAGUGCUCAGGUCAGUUCCUCUCUCCUAUCUCUUACCUAUUGUAGGGCUCAGGUCAGUUCCACUCUCCUACCUUUUAACCAUUCUAAGGCUCAGGUCAGUUCCUCUCUCCUACCUUUUAACUAUUCUAAGGCUCAGGUCAGUUCCUCUCUCCUACCUUUUAACUAUUGUAGGGCUCAAGGCAUGUUAGAGAGAAUGGCUCCAUACACCCAAGCCAUGCUAUAGAGAUGCGUGCUUUAUGAGAUUAUUGGAACGCAAAAACCAACGUUAGGUUUGUUUUCUGUAUCUGACUCAAUACAGAGCAGCUCUAACCCGCUGUAAACCUCAACCACCUGAAAUAAUAAAUCAGGCUCAAUGAGUUUGGCUGCACAGAUGAAAGAACAAUAUUUUGCAACUUGACAUUACAAAGCAAAGUUUAAAGAGCAACUGCCCCUAAAAACCAACUUCUCGUUUAGAAAACAGCCUAAGUGGCAUGGAUAUGAGUCAGAAACAUUUAUUCUACUGUAAUAAUUUACUACAAAGUGUAAAUAGGAUAAUUUUGGUCAUAAAGUCAGUCUCAUCCAAAACAGAGUUUUGUGAGACUUGUGGUCGUAAUUGCAUCACAAUGUCCACAUGGCAGCACACAAGUAAUCAGCAUUUCGGAGUGCAGCUGUACUUGACCCAAUUGUAAUGCUGUGGUAAAUAUGGGUUGACUUUGGAAAUCCCUAUAGGACUAGUUAGGGACCAUCUGCAAAAUUCCAAUAGCUCCAAAUUUCAAUGACUUAAAAACCUCAAACCAACUAUUAAUUGUAGAAAUUCAUAUACAAAUAUUGAAAGCAUUUAUGAGAACUAAAAGGUGUGCAACAAAAUAUUGUCUCAUUUACAAUGUGUAAUUUAUUGACAGACCCUAAUUAGCCCCGGAGAUAGGCUAUCCAAAGUCAAACCAACUUUGCCACAGUCGCACACCAGCCAACUAAAGCUAAUUGGCUAAAUCAUUUGGCUAACUCUUGUGAACACACACAAGAGACACCCACAUCAAACCACACCCCUAAACCAACUCGCGUUCUAAUUCAGUCAUGGCCACUAGCAUUUUCUAAUAAACCAAAUCUAAAACGAGGUAAAAUCAGGAAGUGCAGUCACCUUUUAAAGUUUCCCCUUGCAGAGCAGCGUCAGUUAAGAAUAUGUAGCGAAAGUGUAUGAAUAUUAGCCUGAUUUCUCCUGAGACAGAGACAGAUAUACUGUACCAGGCACCAGAUCCAGCUUUUCACUCACAGCUGUUUCACACAUUCCCCCUGAUUUUGGUUUAGAAUUCAACACAGAUGUGUCUCAGCUUCUCUCUAGACUAAGAUUAUUCAUGCAUGGAAAUGCUCUCUAUAUACUGUUUAGUGCAUUAGAUUUGGUGAUUUGAUGCACUACCAUUCAAAUGAUACUAUUCUUGACCAACAUAGUUUAAUUUACAUUUACAUUUACGUCAUUUAGCAGACGCUCUUAUCCAGAGUGACUUACAAAUUGGUGCAUUUACCUUAUAGCCAGUGGGAUAACCACUUUACAAUAUGUUUUUUUUUGUUUUUUGGGUGGGGUAAGGGGGGGGGGGGGGGGGGGGGGGGGGGGGGGUAGAAGGAUUACUUUAUCCUAUCCCAGGUAUUCCUUAAAGAGGUGGGGUUUCAAGUGUCUCCGGAAGGUGGUGAGUGACUCCACUGUCCUGGCGUCGUGAGGGAGCUUGUUCCACCAUUGGGGUGCCAGAGCAGCGAACAGUUUUGACUGGGCUGAGCGGGAACUGUGCUUCCGCAGAGGUAGGGGGGCCAGCAGGCCAGAGGUGGAUGAACGCAAUGCCCUCGUUUGGGUGUAGGGACUGAUCAGAGCCUGAAGGUACGGAGGUGCCGUUCUCCUCACAGCUCCGUAGGCAAGCACCAUGGUCUUGUAGCAGAUGCGAGCUUCAACUGGAAGCCAGUGGAGUGUGCGGAGGAGCGGGGUGACGUGAGAGAACUUAAGAAGGUUGCAGCAUUCUGGAUGAGUUGUAGGGGUUUAAUGGCACAGGCAGGGAGCCCAGCCAACAGCGAGUUGCAGUAAUCCAGACGGGAGAUGACAAGUGCCUGGAUUAGGAGCUGUGCCGCUUCCUGUAGAAGGCAGGGUCGUACUCUCCGAAUGUUGUAGAGCAUGAACCUACAGGAUCGGGUCACCGCCUUGAUGUUAGCGGAGAACGACAGGGUGUUGUCCAGGGUCACGCCAAGGCUCUUCGCACUCUGGGAGGAGGACACAACGGAGUUGUCAACCGUGAUAGCGAGAUCAUGGAACGGGCAGUCCUUCCCCGGGAGGAAGAGCAGCUCCGUCUUGCCGAGGUUCAGCUUGAGGUGGUGAUCCGUCAUCCACACUGAUAUGUCUGCCAGACAUGCAGAGAUGCGAUUCGCCACAUGGUUAUCAGAAGGGGGAAAGGAGAAGAUUAGUUGUGUGUCGUCUGCGUAGCAAUGAUAGGAGAGGCCAUGUGAGGAUAUGACAGAGCCAAGUGACUUGGUGUAUAGCGAGAAUAGGAGAGGGCCUAGAACUGAGCCCUGGGGGACACCAGUGGUGAGAGCACGUGGUGCGGAGACAGAUUCUCGCCACGCCACUUGGUAGGAGUGACCGGUCAGGUAGGACGCAAUCCAAGAGUGAGCCGCGCCGGAGAUGCCCAACUCGGAGAGGGUGGAGAGCAGGAUCUGAUGGUUCACAGUAUCAAAGGCAGCAGACAGGUCUAGAAGGACAAGAGCAGAGGAGAGAGAGUUAGCUUUAGCAGUGCGGAGAGCCUCCGUGACAAAGAGAAGAGCAGUCUCAGUUGAAUGACCAGUCUUGAAACCUGGUUUGGAUCAAGAAGGUAAUUCUGAGAGAGAUAGCAAGAGAGUUGGCUAAAGACGGCACGCUCAAGAGUUUUGGAGAGAAAAGAAAGAAGGGAUACUGGUCUGUAGUUGUUGACAUCAGAGGGAUCGAGUGUUGUUUUUUUGAGAAGGGGUGCAACUCUCGCUCUCUUGAAGACGGAAGGGACAUAGCCAGCGGUCAAGGAUGAGUUGAUGAGCGAGGUGAGGUAAGGGAGAAGUUCACCGGAGAAGAGAGGAGGGGAUAGGGUCAAGCGGGCAGGUUGUUGGGCGGCCGGCCGUCACAAGUCGCAAGAUUUCAUCUGGAGAGAGAGGGGAGAAAGAAGUCAAAGCAUAGGGUAGGGCAGUGUGAGCAGGAACAGCAGUGUCAUUUGACUUAACAAACGAGGAUCGCAUGUCGUCAACCUUCUUUUCAAAAUGGUUGACGAAGUCAUCCACAGAGAGGGAGGGGGGGAGGGGGAGGAGGAUUCAGCAGGGAGGAGAAGGUGGCAAAGAGCUUCCUAGGGUUAGAGGCAGAUGCUUGGAAUUUAGAGUGGACUGUACCAGGCACCUGUACCAGGCAUCUUCAUAUUAUCACAGUAGCAUUAGUUCUAGCUAAUUUUAAGAUACACAGGCUGGAGACUGUAACAGUGUAUGAUAUAAAUGUUUAUUACAUUUGUUCCUAUUGCUCUAUUAUAUAACCAUAUUUUAUAACAGACAUUAUGAAAUUUGACUUGGCAGUGGACAUAUGAAAACAGUGGUAAAAAAGGAUGAAAAUGUAUGCACUCACUACUGUAAGUCGCUCUGGAUAAGAGUGUCUGCUAAAUGAUUGCUUUUUACAAAUGGUAGCUUUUUAAUCAAACUAUGCUAAUUCUGUUGCAUGAAUGUUGUCUGCAGGAGCUGACCGGGAUGGUCCCACAUGCUUUUCCCCUGGAGACAGGAGAGAGAGCUCCCGUUGUACAGCGCAGGGCUGGCCUGGCACAUAACACCAAGGGAGAGGUCAGAGAACAUUCAGAUACUAUGACAUUGGUCACAGAGGACCUGUAUGUCUGUUAAUACUGGUUAUCAUCACAUCACUGACUAAGUUAUUGCUUUGUGCAGGAUGAGACAGGUCAGCGAAGGCAGAUGAAAACACUCUUCAGUGGUGCUCUGUACAGACACUCAGAGUCAGACAGGAAUGUCCCCAACAGCAGGAGGACCGUUCACCGGGGAUGCCACACAGGUAAGGUAGUGCUGCGUACAGCAAGAGUUCAAAGACGUAUUAACAGCUAUACAUAAAGAUCUUGCACAAUGUUUCCAUGAUAUCCAUAGAGAAAAGGCUGAACAACCUCUCACCACACAUAUAAUUUCACUUUGAUAUGAGGCAGUUUCCUCUCCGAUGCUGUGAUGGCCUGUGUAUUUGGUCUCCACUUCCUGCCUAUGUUGUACUGUGUAAAAAACACAUUUCACUGCACCUAUCCAGUGCAUGUGACAAUAAAACGUCUUUAUUUAUUAUUUAUUACUGAGGUUGUUGUUGCCUGUGAUGACAGAUUGUGUUUGUUUAUCUUCCAGAGGACACGGUGAUGUCGGAGAGUACUAGCUCCAUGUCAGAUUCAACAUCCCAUGACAAUGGUGAGUCAGCCAGACCUGCAAAUACAAUAAUAACAACUGAAUCUGUAAAAGCUGGUCUGUAAAAUCAUUGAUCUUUGUCUGUUCCACAAAUACAACAGUCUUGCAAAAUAUUCUCAAAAUGUCUAGGCGGAGUUAGUAUCAUUACAUUAUUCUGUGAGGCUACAGAAAAGAGAGAUUGUAUGAUUGGUACUGUUCACAUUCACAGUUUAUAAUUCAAUUACUGGAUGACAGAUCAGAUUUCAGUCCCGAUCGUGAAAAUGAGAGGGACGAAGAAUCACAUUUCUCCUCCUUAAAUUCUGAAUUACACGGCUGCUGCCUGAGUAUGUUCAUGAAAGAGAAUAACCUGUUAGAGUGACUCAAGUUAAGACCAAACCCCAUCUUCUCCCUGCCUCAGAGGAGUCCUCUCCCAGUGUGGCAGAAGACCACCGCUCCAUGUCCCAGCCCCGUCUGGGCAGUCCAGAACACCAGGUCUGUAGGAAACUGUCCCCAGUGGAGAUAUACUAUGAAAUGAGAACACGCCGUAACUCUGUGACCAGCUCUAUCAGGUAAUGUCAGUGUGUGUGUGUGUACGUGUAACGCACUCCUUCUUCUUGUGUCUAAUGCUAUGUUCUGAUGUUUUUCCCUAGCCCUAGUCAUUCUCUACCAAGGAGUGCAUCUAAUGUUGAAGGCAGAAGUGUUCCUGCAACCCCCCUCCUCGCCCGAACCGCCCCAAUCAGUGUUCAUGUCAGGUAAUAUUCCUCCUCUGGUCCAGUGCUUCUGCUUAAUGCAGCACAUCCACUGCUACCCACCCACUAUGAUGACAGAGAGGCUGACCGAAUGACCGAUGAGUGCAGCAGGUAAUUAGGCUACAGAACAUGCCAGUGAUGGAAAACGUUAUCUCAAAAUUUUAUUAUCAAGGCAAGAUGAUUUAUUUUGUGAGAAGUCAGAUGCUUAGUGUCAUAUUGACUUAUAUCAUGUUAUUUUUUAAAAUGUCUUUAUGUAUUAGGUUUGAUAUCACAAAUUCAAUCAAUUGAAAAUGAAAUGUAAAGAUAGUGUGUUUACAUUAUGACAAUAACCUAUCAUAAUAAGCUCAUCAAAUGCUCAUUGCUCUCUAUCGCUCCUUCAGAUCGGAUGGCUCUGGUGGGAUUUCACUAAAGCAGUGGUCUGGCAGCCUGGAUGUACCACAUAUGGAGCCCCUGGCCCAGGAAGGUUCCUCCUCGGAGCGCAGAGGCUGCCCUUACAGCUCCCGUGCCCGGCGGAGCAACAGUUCUGAGGCCCUGCUUGACCGCUCCAGUCUCCCCGAGGACUCAGCCCCCAGAAACGGGAUGCCCCCCAGAGGAGGGCCCUACAAAAGCUCUGAGGCCCUCACUGACGGCAAGCUGAGGCACAUCCACCUGGGCAGUCCUGAGAGACAGGAGCAGGGCAACCUGCGGCUGUCCAUGGGUGGGAGAGGAGAAGCAGCAGGAGGAGGGGGUUACAAUGAGCUCCUAAUGGAUUACAUCUGGGGGAAGCAACAGAGGAUGCAAGUGCAACACCAGCUGUACCAAUCAACAGGUAGAAUCUGGCAGGACAUUUCCUCUCCUCGAUCGUCCACUGCUGCAGUGCCUCCUCACGCCAACGGCUUCUCCCACUCCCAGGUGCAUCUUCCCAGCGCUGCCCCUCCCUACAGUCCCAUGGUGAUCCGUAGCUCCCAGGCUGAGCCUCGCAGAGUCAAAGUCACCCGGACCAAGUCCUGCGGACCCUUCAUCCCCCUGCAGCAGGACGCCAUCCUGCUCUCUGCCUAUGAGUCUCCCCACCCUGCCCCAAGCUCCACUACCUCCUCCAUUCCCAACCUGCACCCCUUCCAGACUGAGCUGUCCGGCCCGUCAUUCAAUCGCAGGCCUCCCCAGUUCUCUCUCCCCACCCCUGAGGACUCGACAAGGAGUCUGCAUAAAGCCUUGGCACUGGAGGGUCUCAGAGACUGGUACCUGAGGAGCGCCCUCGGCUACCCUACCACCACGUCAAAGGGGCAUGAUGCAGGGGUCUCCCACCUCUCACACCCCCACCCUUUGGUGCACCAGGCUCAGUCUAUACAAGGUGAUCCACUCCAUAGGUCCCAGAUGUCUCAGUCAGCCAGCUUCCAUGGCCACCCACUGCAUGGA